AUGAUUAUGUUAAGGGCACUAAUUGACCAAGGGUCGCAAACUACAGCUGUAUCAGAAGAAGCGGCACAAAUAUUAAAUUUGCCAAGGAAAAAAGUAAAAAUGGAAGUGCAAGGGUUUGGAGGAACACCGGUUGGCGUUGCAAAGGCAAAAAUAAAUCUUCAAAUUCACCCACGAUUCACCAGUAAAUAUAAAAUAAAUGCAGAAGCAUUAAUUUUACCAUCAUUGGUAUCUUGUCAACCGGAUAAAACCUUUAGCUAUAAUAUAGAUAAGUGGGAAAAUAUGACCUUGGCGGACCCAAAUUUUAAUAAAUCCGAUAGAAUUGACAUAAUCAUAGGAAGCGAUCUUUAUGGAGAAAUUAUUGAAGGCGGUCUACUUAAAAAAGAUAAAAUAUUGGCGCAAUCAACAAAGUUCGGCUGGAUAUUAUCAGGUAUUUUACAAGCAAAAAGAAGCAUUAAAGGAUUCAUCUCUUCCAACGUCGUCAACAUAGAAAAGUUUUGGGAAAUAGAAGAAAUUCCAGAGGAUGAAGAUUCAUCGGAAGACGGAUAUUGUAUGAAAAAUUAUGCUGCGACAACUACCAAAAAUGAAGAUGAACGAUUUGUAGUUGAGUUACCUUUCAAAGAAGAACACCAAGUUGGCGACUCAUACAAAAUGGCGAUGGCACGAUUCAUAAAUUUGGAAAGAAAAUUACAGGCAAACCCAUCAUCAAAGAGAGAAUAUGUCGAAUUCAUGAAGGAGUAUCUAGCUGAUGGGCAUAUGAAAAAAGUAAGUUCAAAAGACAGGGAAAAUAUUAUCUACCUCACCAAGCAGUAG
This is a messenger RNA of Teleopsis dalmanni, 810 nucleotides long. RefSeq lists its product as uncharacterized. Gene Ontology annotation, molecular function: aspartic-type endopeptidase activity. The record is from RefSeq and is a predicted model, not a curated record. Bases 1 to 810 code for a protein of 269 amino acids. The transcript has a single exon. Gene Ontology annotation, biological process: proteolysis. Lineage: Eukaryota; Metazoa; Arthropoda; Insecta; Diptera; Diopsidae.